Lathyrus oleraceus (garden pea) is the source of this 1779-nucleotide messenger RNA. RefSeq lists its product as uncharacterized. Bases 1 to 1779 code for a protein of 592 amino acids. The transcript has 6 exons. Lineage: Eukaryota; Viridiplantae; Streptophyta; Magnoliopsida; Fabales; Fabaceae. The record is from RefSeq and is a predicted model, not a curated record.
AUGGAUCAUAUGGAACCAGAGAACCAAGAGGUCAAGGAAGAAGUUACGAGCCUCGCGACUCUGAUGGAGUCUGUUAUUGCUGCUCAUAAUCAACUAUCUCCAACACCUGCAACUCCUCCUCUAAGUGCUCCUAAUGAAUUCACUAAAAUGGUGAACAUGAGGAUGCAUUUAGAAGAGGGUGACCGAGAGGGCCAUUUGUCUAAAGAAGAGGCGUCUACGAGCAAGAAGUAUGCUGGGGGGUUCUCCAAGAAGAAGGAGAGGGAAACCAAUGCAGUGACUAUAGAGAGGCAAAGGAGGCCUCAUGAGAGGAAGAAUUCCAUAUCUCGCCAACAUCAUCAAGUAUCAUCAGUUAUUCUAGUUUUCACAAACAAUCCUAUUCAAAUAGUUCUAGUUCAACAACAACAACAACGCACCGACAACAAUCAUAACUAUAACAACAAUCAACAUCAAAAUGUUGAGAGGACGAAGGGGGCUCCUGGCCAUGACAUAGAGAAUUGUUAUCAAUUGAAUUUUGAGGUCCAGAAGUUGAUCAAGAGUGGUAUGGUGUCCUUUGAGGACCGCGCACCAAAUGUCAAACUUAAUCCUUUGCCUACUCAUGGCAAUGCUUCUAUAAAUAUGGAGGAUGGUUAUCCUAGUAACUUCAGGAUUUUUGAUGUGCGUCAUAUCAGACAAUCUUUGGUGGAGAUACUUAGGACUUUGUAUUUGAUUAGUGAUUGUGAACAUGACCAUGAUGGUUGUGUUAUAUGCAAUGUCAACCCUCGAGGAUGCGUGAUUGUCAAGAGAGACAUUCAGAAGAUUGAGAAUGGGCAACAAGUUCCUCUUCCCGCAGCAAAUUCAAUAGUAAGCAUUGCAGAUGUUAUAAAGGUGACUCGUAGUGGUUGUGUAUUUAGCCCAGUAUCUCCGAAGGUUGUGGAGGAUGUUGUGGUAGGUAAGAAAGCGGAUAUUCCUGUGUCUGGUAAAUCCAGCGGGUUGAAGGUUAAGGAUGAUGAUAUUGAUGAUGAGAAGAUCUAUGUCUUGUAUUUGCUGAUGAACUCCGAGGCACACCGAGAAGCAUUACGGAAAGUGCUUGAGCAAGCAUAUGUAGAGCACGAUGUUACAGUGGAUCAGUUUAAUCAUAUUAUCGUAAAUAUCACUUCUUGCAAUAAUCUGAGUUUCUGUGAUGAAGAGCUUCCUAACGAACGAAAAAAUCAUAACAUGGCUCUCCAUAUAUCCAUGAAUUGUAAAGAAGAUGAUUUGUCUAAUGUUCUAGAAGAUACUACUUUGUCUUUGAACGUUCUGCUUAAAUCUACUUUGGCGAGGUUAUCUUAUCAGGCCGCACCCAUGAGAUACAACAAUGUGGUUGUGAAAGAGUUCAAUGCUUCUCGUAAAACUUUAAUUGGAGAAGUGGACCUUCCAGUUAAGAUUAGUCUGAGUGAGUUUCAGAUUACUUUUCAAGUAAUGGACAUUCACCCAGCCUAUAGUUGUUUACUCGGCAGGCCAUGGAUUCACGAAGUUGGUGCUGUCACGUCGACUUUGCAUCCGAAACUCAAAUUGGUUAAGAAUGGAGGAGAGAAAGGGUUGUUGGUUAGCCAUUUGUCUUCUUUCACCUAUGUUCAAACUGAAAAGGAAGUUGGAACUCCUUUCCAAGCUUUAUCUGUAGCUGAUGAGGUUCAUAAGAUUGGGGCAUCCAUGUCUUCUCUGAAAGAUGCAAGGGAAGUUGUUCAGGUUGGUGGCACCGACAGGUUGGGUCGUGUCAUAGAAGUUAUUGAGAACAAGAACAAGGUUGGUCUAGGAUUUUAG